Yarrowia lipolytica CLIB122 is the source of this 1239-nucleotide messenger RNA. RefSeq lists its product as uncharacterized. The record is from RefSeq and is a predicted model, not a curated record. Gene Ontology annotation, molecular function: nucleic acid binding. Gene Ontology annotation, cellular component: nucleus. Lineage: Eukaryota; Fungi; Ascomycota; Dipodascomycetes; Dipodascales.
AUGCAACUACGAAUCCCCGCACCCUACAAUACUCUACAGCAGCCUCCAGCCAACCGUGGAGUGUUUAUCUGCAUCGAUACCGAAACCGCAGAACAUCAUGCUGGAGUGAUCACGGAGAUCGGAGUGGCCGUGAUGCGGUUCCAUCCGAUUGGUCAGCCCGACAAGCCUUACGCAGCCCCUAAGAUCUCGGCCCAGCACUUUGUUGUCAAGGAGAGAUCGUCGGAUCGAUACCGAAACGGUAACUACGUCCCGGACCAUAGAGACUUCUUUUGCUACGGUACGUCGCAAGUGGCGCCUCUAGCCGACAUUCGAACAGUUUGGAAGGAACUUCUGACGGGCCUUACUGCCGGCUUUGACCAGGACCCGGUCUACUAUGUGGGCCACUGCAUCUCGGGGGACCUCAACGAGCUCAAGAAGAUGGACUUCCACAUUCCUGAGCUGCCCAUCAUCGACACUGAGAAGAUCUGGCGUUGUAUUAAAAAACAGGGCAAGGGCAACCUCACCUAUCUUCUGGAGGCAUUUUGCAUUCCUCACGCCUUUCUCCACAAUGCAGGUAAUGAUGCCUAUCUCAACCUGAUGGUGUUCCAGGCUCUGUGUGAUCCCGUUGUUCGCCAGGAACACAGCGUGGGGACCAAGUUCAACUACGAUCCACGAACCCCUCACAACAAGAGACGUCGAAAGAAGGCUAUUGACUACCCCAUCGAGUAUGCCAAUGACUACGACACUCUGGAAACCAACGUCAAGUAUCUCGGCAAGCUGGACGGCUGCAACCGUUUUAUCAAGAUUGGUAACCUGGAAGAGGAGGAGGAGCUGAUCCCCCGAAUGUUGCCUGCUGUAGUAGUCAAAGCAGACUCCCUGGCAAAGGAGGCAGUCCUUGGCCCCAACUCGGACCGAUACGAGCGACAGAAACUGUCUGAAGACGUUGAAAUGACUGGCCAGACUGUUGGACCUAUGGACAUGCUUGUACAACCGGCUUUGCAGGGUCGAGGACGGUCCCCGAACAACCAGCAGUAUCUACCUUCUCACAGCGGGUUUGACAGACCGACAUACACCGCUCGCCGGUAUGACCAAGACAACAACCAAGGUGCUCGAGCAGCCCACAACAGACAGGGAAUGUACAACAACCGUGGACAGAACCACAAGAAGCGAAGACAACCAAGGGGCGACUUCCAGGGUGCUCGCAGCCGGGACUCUAGUCAAAAACGAGGAUCUGGAGGUGCCUCUGGGACCCAGGAAUGA